UAUCUUUGUUAGAUUGUUAUGUUCUUUUUAUCUUAUGUCUACCCUAGAAUUCAGCUCACAAUAUCUUAUGGGCAUCUUAUCCUUUUAAACUCUUCAAUACCCUUCAUUUUCUCGCGGUGUAUUGCUCUCUUCGUCAGUGAAGUUCGUUUAUCUCUUAAUUAAGGCAGAAGGUUUUUCAUUCAGUCGUCCUAUUAAUCUUUCAUAGGUUUUAUUUUUAAUGAUGGAUGUUGUGCACCGAAAAGAUGAGGUGGAAGAGGGUGAAAGCUUGCUGCAAACAAAAGGGUGUGUGAAUAUACACGUAAACGUGCUGUUCUUUGCUCGUGCCACUGACCUCACAGGCUUGAAGAAUAUGCCUCUGGAAGUUUCGUUGGGCAGCACUGCCAGAGAUUGCUUGGAUAAAGUUAUCGUCAAGUUUCCGGGAUUGCAAGAGAUACGUAAUUGCAUGGCCCUUGCCCUGAACAUGGAAUACACCACAGAAUCUACCAUUGUCAAAGACAAAGAUGAGCUUGCCAUUAUUCCUCCUAUAAGUGGAGGUUAGGACGUUUCACCCUCCUUGCCAUGUAAGAAAUGAAGGAUUUGGAAGCUCACAAUCCUCACAUACAUAUUACAUCAAUGAUAAUAAAGCCAUUUGCAAAGUCAUAUGUGUGUGUACAUACUGAUAUAAAUAUACACAUAUGCUUGUGUGUACUGUGACCUAAAAUCAUUGUUAUUGCAUUAAAGCUUACUUCAAUUUUCUUAACAAUUUUAGCCUAAGUGCCUGCAUCAAUCCAUCAUCAUUAGAGGAGUUCUUACUUAUUAGCAUUUUGCCUUUCUUGAAAUUCAACAUUUUGCUCCACAUCUUGUUACAUUACUAGAUUGCCUCCAUCAUCCUGUUUCCCCUCUUUCUUGCGAGUGGAGCCUCCCUGGAGAAGAUAACUCUCUCUUUCUCAAAAUAUUGCUAGAUUAUUAUGUGUAAUAUAUCGAUAGGGUAUUAGUAGAAGAUGAAAACCCCAGAUGCCAGAGCUCUACUGGUGAAAAUAGUUGUGGUGAAAGCCUAUGAAAACAGAUUUUGAAUUCAAAUAUGAUGGAUUGCACUCGUAAAAUGUAUGUUAUAGGCUUUGGCUCAUCUAGGCCACUAAAUUCAAACCCAGCAAUGUAAGGAAAAUGCUAUAGUAUGCAGUGAGUACAAUUAUCAACCCUUCAAAUAGAGAAGAAAAUGAG
Cuscuta epithymum is the source of this 1200-nucleotide messenger RNA. The record is from the annotation of a GenBank genome assembly. Lineage: Eukaryota; Viridiplantae; Streptophyta; Magnoliopsida; Solanales; Convolvulaceae.